This is a messenger RNA of Acaulospora morrowiae, 451 nucleotides long. The record is from the annotation of a GenBank genome assembly. Lineage: Eukaryota; Fungi; Glomeromycota; Glomeromycetes; Diversisporales; Acaulosporaceae.
AUGGAUGCUUUCUUGAAUGAGGUGUAUAAGAAAAAGGUUAGCAACACAAUUAAGCAGAGAAAUCGGGAAAAGAAACUUCAAGAUCAAGAUCUCAACUUGGUUACUCAACCAUGCAAUAGCGCAACAUCCGAAGAAACUGCUAUAAUCAUUCCGGAAUCUUCUAAUUCAGAUAAUAACGAAAUUAUUUCCCAAGACAAAACUGGUAAGAUACGUAAAAAAACGGAAGUAGAUUAUAGAAAGGCAAUUUCUGAGACAUUAUGUCCCGGAAAAAUUAUCUCUAGCAACAUAUCUAGCAUUGAUGAGGCAUCAAAACAUUUAGCUCAGUUAUGUAAUAAAGCUUUUGAUGCUGUAGAUAAAGCAAAUCGAGCUAAUCAGGAAGAAAUUUUAUGUUGGUAUCUCUAUGCGAAGGAUUUCAGAAUCCAGCUCAAUGGAAUUAUAGAAAAUAGCGAAG